CGGAGACCGGAAGCCCCUUGUCGGUUCCGGGUUUUCUGGGCUACUACGAUGGCGAUGAGUUUCGAGUGGCCGUGGCAGUACCGCUUCCCGCCCUUCUUUACGUUACAGCCGAACGUGGACACCCGGCAGAAGCAGCUGGCCGCCUGGUGCUCUCUGGUUCUGUCCUUCUGCCGCCUGCACAAACAGUCCAGCAUGACGGUGAUGGAAGCCCAGGAGAGCCCGCUUUUCAACAACGUCAAGCUACAGCGGAAACUUCCUGUGGAGUCAAUUCAGAUUGUAUUAGAAGAACUGAGAAAGAAAGGGAACCUCGAGUGGUUGGAUAAGAAUAAGUCUAGCUUCCUGAUCAUGUGGCGGAGGCCAGAAGAAUGGGGGAAACUCAUUUACCAAUGGGUUUCCAGGAGUGGCCAGAAUAACUCUGUGUUUACUCUGUAUGAACUGACGAGUGGGGAAGACACAGAGGAUGAAGGAAUGCCCAGGAAUUGUGAGGCACAGCUGCAGCAGUGCACACAGCAUACAAAUAGAUUAUCCUGGCUUUGGAAGUCUCAGCUUCUGGCUCAGCCACAGUGAGAACUGAGUAUCCCUGACUGAGCAUCUCUUCCUGUCUAGAGUUCCAUGGGCUGGACGAGGCGACCCUGCUGCGCGCUCUGCAGGCCCUACAGCAAGAGCACAAGGCUGAGAUUAUCACUGUCAGCGAUGGCCGAGGAGUCAAGUUCUUCUAGCAGAGACCUGGCUCCUUUACUUCUUACCUCCCACCUUUCCAGGGCUUUCAAAAGGAGACAGACCUAGUGUCCCCACAGACUGGAUCUGUCACUCCUCCAGACUCAAAGGGCUCAAGUCCUGAAAGCUCAGACUUAGGGAUGUUUCCCACAUAACCCUUUAUUUCUGUCCCUGGGAUAGAGUAAGCCCACAGUGCCACGGAGAAAGGAUGCGUUUCUUGCCCUACCUCCUUUCCCAUCCUAUACUGUCCCCGAGCCAGGGUCUAUAAACCUGACACUUUACAUGUGUUCUCACACAUAAGUACACACCCACCUACAUGCGCCUGCACAAGCUUCUUUCUCCUCCUCCCACUCCUUUAGCUGCUGUUGCCUCCCUUCUCAGGCUGGUGCUGGAUCCUCCCCAGGGAUGGGGGAAGCCCUGGCUGCAGGCAGCCGGCCAGGCAGUAUGAAGAUAGGAAGCCCCAGAAGGGGCCUGGUGGUGAGAGGCGGGCCCACUCUGAUUUAUGAUAUUAAAAUCUCUACUCCCACUGUC
Molecule: messenger RNA, 1248 nt
Organism: Mus musculus (house mouse)
Lineage: Eukaryota; Metazoa; Chordata; Mammalia; Rodentia; Muridae
Gene: Vps25
Product: vacuolar protein sorting 25
Exons: 6
Coding region: 49-567 (172 amino acids)
Biological process (GO): multivesicular body sorting pathway; macroautophagy
Cellular component (GO): nucleus; cytoplasm; endosome membrane
Source: RefSeq, marked validated